Miniopterus natalensis is the source of this 956-nucleotide messenger RNA. RefSeq names its product chromosome 18 C19orf84 homolog (gene C18H19orf84). The record is from RefSeq and is a predicted model, not a curated record. Lineage: Eukaryota; Metazoa; Chordata; Mammalia; Chiroptera; Miniopteridae.
GGAAGGUGCUAGAAGAGACUCGGGGGACCCUCGCGAGGAUGGCGCAGCAGAAGGAAGGGUCAGGGCCGGAAGGGAACAGCCUGUCCCCACCAUCACCUGGGACUGAGCCAUGGCCCCCUGCGCCUUUCUCAGCCCUGCCAUCUUCUCUCCUGGGCACCCCAGAUCCAGCACACCUGGGGCUCCCCGAGAGCGUGGCCUCUGUCACCGUCCCCAUCCGUCUGGAUGCCCUCUCCUACCUCCUGCACAGCGCCUUGCUGGGGGCCUAUAGCCUUCAGCAGUCCCUACCCUCCUGCACCUGCCACCCCCAGGCUUGUGACACCCAGCCGCACACCGCCAAGAGGCCAUGCAGGGGACGUGGGGACUGGGGCGUCCCUCGAAGGUCUAGCUGGGGCCGGGGCCAGCAGCGAUGGGGACGUGGAAGGUCUGAGGAGCCAAAGAAGGUCUGGGCAGGGGUCUCUGGGGCUGGCCCCAAGACCCCACCCACGACGCCAUCCUCACCACCAACACCAAUUACUCAGGGUGGGAAGAAGGAAGCCCGAGGUCCGGAGCCAACCCUGGCCACGCCACCUGCCACUGAGGACUGGGACACUGAGUACUAGGACCUUGAGAGCCCAGAACCACAGAAUCCAGAGAGGGCCACUCGGAGCCUAGAGAUGACCCCAGCCCUGCCAGAGAUACCUCAUCCCUCUUCCCCCAAACCGUGGCCUCAGCAGCGGGGGUGGGAGUCCCCUGGCGAAACCUGGACCUGACUUGGGUUCCCAAGCCAGAAAAGGCCCUGGACCUCAUACCCAGUGCCUCUCCCCAUCCAGACACUUUCCCCAACUAUAGCGACAACCCUCAGCUCAUUCUCAACCCAGGGCUCCUCCAACCCAACUCUGACGCCGUUCUCAAUCCCAAAGCCAUUCCCCUGCCUCUGCCACCCCACCCCGUCCCCACUCUCGGCACCACAUUCCUGG